AUCUCAUCAUUAUAGCCAAUCAAAUGCAAAAAGUGUGGGCAUUCUGACGCAUUUGCUGCUUGAGGUGGCAGAGCGGCAUUGGAAGGUACGCGCGGGUCGCGACACGUCAUGCACAAGUGCGGCAACGUUGCCGUGCUGGGGCGCUGCGGUAUCUAAACAUGUUGGACGCUAGGUCUACCCCGAUUGCCGUGUGGCAUUUCGUUGACGCCGACCAGCGCAUGAGCGCUGCGACGUCUGGUGUAGCAACCGUUGAGUUGGUGCACGGCGGCGCUGCUCUGGUUGCUACAGGGCCAGGUCAAAUCCUUGAUCCGUCCGGGGUCGCACAUCUCUUGUAUGGAGCAGAUAUCGACCGAACGAAGUGUUUCCACUUGGCCGAGCCAUCGACGUUCUCCCCGCGCAACCAAACUGCUUCAAAGGACGCUCGAACACAGGGCACGUGGCUGCUGCUCCAUACAUGAGCUUGCAUCAUCUCGCACAUGCAUCCUGCGCCACUAGCAAUCCUGUUGACAGGUCGGCGAGGGGAACGGUCGCGUUUUGUUCAAAGCGGUAUUCGAUUGUCUUUGACACCUCGUGGAAGUGAACAAUGGGGAUGAUGGGUCGGUUGAGGCCGACCCCUCCGAUACCCCCAAUGAAGCGUCCACCGCGCUGUUUGCCCGCAAGCGUCCACGAAGGCGGCGAUCGAUCGCUGUGCGCCGCAAACAAACACGGGCGGCUCGCAGGCCUGUCGGACUUCUUGUCAAGCUGCACCUGCGAUCGCGUUCUACUUUAUACCCAUAAAAAGACGCGUUUAAUCGACGGCAACAACUUUCCACCGUGUGACUCACGACGACGUCGGGCGGGACAGAGCCGCCAUCCGGCUGGCAACCCGCUUCCGCGAACACUUCCACAUUAAGGCCAACAGCACGCAUGACAGAGCCUGCCGUGGGGUUCGUGGACACCAAGACCGAACGCGCCGCCGCAGUACGCAAAGAGUCCGUAUGGGUCGACGACCAUCACAACUCGCCCAUCCUGUCGCCGGGCCGGAACAAGUCGAUUCAGAAGCGACGAGUAUGCAUGUUUGCGACCGUCGCGAUCAUCAUCAUCGCCGGCGCGACAACGGCAAUCCUCAUGUUCCGUUUGAAAUCCAAGGGAAUGAACCUCAUGGCGAACGAAGCGAUCUUGAAAGUCCCUGUGUUCAAGUACGCGUGCGCGAAGGACCAGUGCGUGUACCAGAACCUGACAAAGGACGAGGUCCUGUCUGGUGUGCCUACGACGGGCCCCGGGAUCAUGAGUCUCCGCGUGUGCGAGAUGACGUGCGGCAACGGCAGUAUGCUGCCGCUGCCCCAGUCGCUCACGAUCGCGAGCCCUCCGGGGGACACGGUCGCCGUCAACGUCGCGUCGUUCUCGCACCACGUGACCGGUGCCGCGGACAGCACACUCGUCCAGGACAUGCAGGCUGCGUUUGACGAGCACAUGGCGACCAAGAUGAAGCUGGCGAUGGGCGGCGUCGCCGACCAAGGCGACAGCGUCAAGGUAGUGGCGACGAUCGCGUCGUCGAGCGUCGCGUUGACGCUGGACACGGACGAGUCGUACGAGCUGUCGAUUGCGUCGACCAGCGUCACGAUCUCGGCCAAGACUGUGUUCGGGUACCGCCACGCGCUGGCAAGCUUGGUGCAGCUCGUGGACUGGUGCGACAUCACGCGCAGCCACCGGAUGGUGCGGACGGUCAAGGUGGUGGACAAGCCGGCGUACAAGUUCCGCGGCGUGAUGCUGGACACGGCGCGCAACUUUCACUCGAUGGCAGCGAUCAAGCGGCUGGUGCGGACGAUGGGGAUGCACAAGCUCAAUAGGUUUCAUUGGCACAUCACAGACUCGUCGUCGUUUCCGAUCGAGAUCAAGUUCGAGCCCAAGUUCAACUUGUACGGCAACUACCAGAGCGACAUGGCGUACAGCCAGGCGAACGUGAAGGAGAUUGUCGCGUUCGCCAGGGUGCAUGGGGUCCAGGUGAUCCCAGAGGUCGACGCACCGGCCCACGCGGGUGCUGGGUGGCAGUGGGGGCCCGACUACGACGUGGGGGAGCUCACGCUGUGCUGGGCCAACAACCCGCUCGACAACCACGAGUGCUUCGAAGCGCCGUGCGGCCAGCUGAACCCGAUGAACGAAAACGUGUACGAUCUCCUGGACAAGAUGUGGAUCGAACUGGCCGGGCUCUUCGACUCGGACGUGCUGCACAUGGGCGGCGACGAAGUGUUUACCAAGUGCUGGAAGCGGUCGCCGGUGGUGGCCGACGCCGUCCCGAACAGGACGGACGACGCAGGGUACUUUGACAUUUGGGCCAAGUUUCAAGACCGCGUCCAGAACAACCUGUGGAAGCACUCGCCGUCGCGCAAAGUGAUGCUGUGGUCGAGCGACUUGACCUCCAACACGUACUUCAAGUACUUGCCCAAAGACAAGAUCAUCGUGCACAGCUGGGCGGGCGUGCAGUACGGCAACGAGCCGCGCGACUUGGUCGACCACGGGUACUCGUACGUGGCGUCGUUCCAGGAUCGCCAUUACCUCGACUGCGGCCACAACGGGAUCGACCGCAAGGACAACGGGUGGUGCGCGCCGUACAAGACAUGGCAAGUCAUUUACGAGCAAGUGCUGAACCCGAACAUCACGGACGCGCAGAUGCCAUUGGCGCUGGGGGGCGAACUCGGUCUGUGGACGGAAGUGUCGGGGGAGGCGUCGAUGGACGUACGUGUCUGGCCGCGCGCGGCUGCGUUUGCCGAGCGCGCGUGGACGAACCCGACGACGCGGUGGGACAAGGCAGUGGCGCGCAUGACGAUCGCCACGUACCGCGUGAUCGAGAGCGGGUCCGCGUCCGACUUGAUCCAGCCGCAUUGGUGUCGCCAACGCCCGGGCGAGUGUCCCCUCAUCGUGUGGCCGCAAUAGAUGUCGCGUGAUGUAACAUACUCCAAUCGGAAAAAGUUUUCAAGUCGAGUCUGUUCGUGCUGGUCGGCCUCUUGUCCGAAGCCCUGUGUGUUUGUUCAUGGACCGAGAGCGAUGUGCACGUCGAAGGUGGCGUUCCUGCAGUGGGCCAGGGCCGCCCCAACCAUUC
This is a messenger RNA of Aphanomyces invadans, 3079 nucleotides long. RefSeq lists its product as hypothetical. The record is from RefSeq and is a predicted model, not a curated record. Gene Ontology annotation, molecular function: beta-N-acetylhexosaminidase activity. Bases 907 to 2913 code for a protein of 668 amino acids. Gene Ontology annotation, cellular component: membrane. Gene Ontology annotation, biological process: ganglioside catabolic process; glycosaminoglycan metabolic process; carbohydrate metabolic process. The transcript has 2 exons. Lineage: Eukaryota; Oomycota; Saprolegniomycetes; Saprolegniales; Verrucalvaceae.